Oppiella nova is the source of this 1380-nucleotide messenger RNA. The record is from the annotation of a GenBank genome assembly. Lineage: Eukaryota; Metazoa; Arthropoda; Arachnida; Sarcoptiformes; Oppiidae.
AUGGAUGAAUCCAUUGACAGAUCCAAUGAAUCCAAUGGCGUUACUCUAGAGACCGGUAAAAGAUAUUCCCAAAGAGUGGAGGAGUCCUACCACUUGACGAUGGCUGCACUGGAACCGCCCUCCGAAGGCAAGAAAGUGUCCAAAUAUGUGUCCAUAUAUGUGGAGCACCAGAAGGCCGAGUACAUGAUCUGCACGUUAGAGCCGAACCGCAAUCUUCAGGUAAAUCUGGACCACAUGUUCGUCGAGAAGGCCGAGUACAUGAUCUGCACGUUAGAGCCGAACCGCAAUCUUCAGGUAAAUCUGGACCACAUGUUCGUCGAGGGAGAAGAGGUGACCUAUUAUCUGGUGGGCGACGGAACCGUUCAUUUGACGGGAUAUCUGGUCGGAGAUCCAUAUGACGACUACGACGAAGAGCUGAGCGAUGAGGACGGCGAAGAAGACGAGGAGAGCAGCGAUGAAGACGUGCCGACACUUAACGCCAAGAACUCUAAGCGUAAGAACGAAGCGCUCGACAGCUCUCUGGAAUCGAUCGGUAAGAAAGCGAAAGUGGACUCAAAAGUGGCGAACGCUUUGCCCAAAAAGGCCGACAAUAAAGCCGAAGGGAAUGCCAUUAAGACACUGAAUAAGAAUAAGAACGACAAUAAGUCGGCCAAACCUAAUGAGAACCGGUUGUUAUUCGUGCUUUCGCUACUGAGCCUACUUCUACUUCUCAGCCUCCUAUACCUACUAAGCCAACCAAAGGACCUAUUCCUUCGCCAACUCUCGCCACCGUCACUACUACUCCUGCUUGAUGAUGAAGAAGAAGACGAGGAGGACAGCGAUGAAUCCGACGAAUCAGAAAAAGUGCAGAAAAGCAAAGACCAGAAACCGAAACCACAACAGAAUCAACAAAAGCAAAACCAAAAUCAGUUGAGCUCUCCUCAGAAGUCCCCUCAGAACCAAAACCAGAAUCAGAAGCCGUGGGGAAGUGGACAGAAGGGCGGCCAACAGAAAGGCUUUCAGCAACAGAAGGGACAGUGGAACCAAUCGGGAGGACAGAAGAACUUCAAUCAGAACCAAAAGGGAGGAAAUCAGUGGCAGAACAAGAAGCAGUUUGGAAGCGGUGGUGGAGGUGGCGGUCAGAACAACAACACCCCAAACAACAACUACAAAGGCGGCCAACAGAAUAAGAGCCCUAACUUCAGAGGCGGUCAACAGAAUAAUAGCCCCAACUUUAGAGGCGGUCAGCAAAACAACUUCAAAGGAGGCAAACAGACCCCGAACUUCGGUGGAAAGGGAGGAGGAAAUAAGCCAAACUUUAACCAAACGCCCAAAUUUAGUGGACAAAAGGCAAGCAAUUUCAAUCAGAAUAAGAAGCAAUGGAAUUCUGAUAAGAAAUAA